Messenger RNA from Mercenaria mercenaria, 5247 nucleotides. RefSeq names its product kinesin-like protein KIF28. The coding region runs from base 404 to 3526 and encodes 1040 amino acids. Gene Ontology annotation, cellular component: kinesin complex; microtubule. The record is from RefSeq and is a predicted model, not a curated record. The transcript has 24 exons. Gene Ontology annotation, biological process: cytoskeleton-dependent intracellular transport; microtubule-based movement. Gene Ontology annotation, molecular function: microtubule motor activity; ATP binding; microtubule binding. NCBI's taxonomy places the organism in Eukaryota, Metazoa, Mollusca, Bivalvia, Venerida, Veneridae.
UUACUUCGAAGGCAUGCAGUUAUAGCAUGUUACUAUUUAUUGUUUCCCGCCGUCGAGAAUUUCUUUCAUUUGAACUUCAAAGAUUUUCACCUAUGUGUUACAAUUAUUUAAUAUCUUAUUGAUCAGAAGACUUUAUUUGUCACGGCUGUCUAGUUGCGUUCAAACUGGAAUAUUCAUUUAUCUUUUUACAAAUAAAAUCCAGUUCGUGAUUGUGUGAGUGUGUUUGUAUCGCAGCUGAUAACGAAAAUCGAUUGGAUAAAAAUAUGAAUAAAUACCACAGAUACUUAUGAACAAACUGACCACUGAUUCAAGAAUGUCCGGAACGUACAAGGGAUUGUAGUUUUGUGUGUAAUUGGGAUUUUGUGAUUUAUUUGUUUGAAAUAAAGGAAAGUUAGUACUUAACAUGCCGGGGACAUCGGACAGUGUUAAAGUAGCAGUGAGGGUUCGACCCUUUAAUCAGAGAGAAAAGAAUGCCGGGUCUAAGUGUAUUUUAUCAAUGAAGGACAAAUCAACUACAAUAAAGAAUCCUGAUACUGGUGAGACUAAGACAUUUGCCUAUGACCACUCCUACUGGUCACAUGACGGAUACACAGAGACACCUAGCGGCGUUUAUGAACAAGAGUCUCCUUCUAGCCAGUAUACCGACCAGAAAUGUUUGUUUCAAGAUCUUGGACAAGGUGUGUUAGACAACGCCUGGCAGGGUUACAACGCUGCCCUUUUUGCUUACGGGCAAACAGGCUCAGGUAAAAGCUACUCUAUGAUCGGGUAUGGACCGAAUAAAGGUAUUGUUCCAAUCACGUGUGAGGAAUUGUUCAAGGUCAUCGGUACCAAUGAAGAUGGCAAGAAACAGUUACGGGUGUUUUUCAGUAUGCUGGAGAUCUAUAAUGAACAGGUUCGAGACCUACUGUUGAAAGGAAAACCACCACAUGGCGGUCUCAAGAUCAGACAAAACCCAAAACAAGGUUUCUAUGUUGAGGGAUUAAAGCAAGUACCUGUGAGAAGUUACAGUGAGAUAGAGAAAUUGAUGGAAUCUGGCACAUUCAACCGAACCACCGCCUCUACCAACAUGAACGCCACAAGCAGUCGCUCGCACAUGGUCAUAACUAUUCGCUUUGAGCAGGUCAUACAGGGAGACAGUGGGCAGAGUAACACACGUAGCAGUGAUAUAAACCUUGUUGAUCUGGCCGGGUCGGAACGGGCUGAUUCUACAGGGGCCACAGGGGACAGACUUAAAGAAGGGUCCGCUAUAAACCAGAGUCUCUCCACAUUAGGAAAUGUCAUAAGUGCCCUGGCCGAUAUAGCGAUGGGAAAGAAGAAGGUUCUGGUACCUUACAGAGAUUCUGUCCUCACUAAACUAUUACAGUCAGCACUCGGGGGCAACAGUAGAACUAUCAUGAUAGCUGCUUUAAGCCCAGCAGACAUAAACUAUGAUGAGACACUUUCUACAAUGAGAUAUGCAGAUAGAGCAAAGAAGAUACAGAACAAAGCUGUUGUAAAUGAAAGCCCUACUGAUCGUCUCAUCAGAGAGUUGAAGGAGGAGAAUGCACGGCUUAUGGCCAUGCUGAAAAAACAAGGAACUGGGGAUACUACAGAUAUCCAGAGUAUGUUAGCAGACAACCAGAGAAAAAUGGUUGACAUGCAAAUGUCAUGGCAACAACGAUUAGAGCAGGCAAGACAAGAAUGGGAAAAAUCUCACCACAUAGAUGGUAGUGUCAUAGAUAAAGAGUGGAUGAAACAUCCUUACAUAACAAAUGUGAAUGAAGAUCCACAACUCUCUGGGGUUAUCAAACACUGUUUCUCUAAAAAGUGUACAUUUGUAGGACGGUCGGGAUCAGAAGAUGCAAUACAAUUACGAGGUCUUGGCAUUGAGCCAGAGCACAUUGAAGUGAACGUGGAUGGUGACAAAACAUUCAUUAAGCCAUGCAAGGCGACGGCAGCAGUGUUCGUGAAUGGGAUUAAAGUGCAUGAACAAACCCAGCUUAAACAUCAGGAUAGACUAAAGCUUGGAUCCGCCAGUUUGUUCCUGUAUAUAGGAUAUCCUGAAGAACGUGGGAACGACGGUACCACAGACACGUAUGAUUAUAAUUAUUUUAUGCUAGAACUUGCCGAGCAUGCAGGAGUAUCUGUUGACAUAGCAACGCCUCGAGAUACACACCAUACUGAUGACCUGUCUCACAGAGUUCUCUUUCAAGAUUUUGUUGAUCUUUUACCUAAACUUGCCGAAGCCAAUGCCAUUAGUGAAGAACUUAAACGUUAUACAAAAUUUGAAGCAGUUGUUCGAAGCGAGGCUAGUCAUGACCCAAAAGGAACAGCAGCAGGCAAAGAAGUCAUCAUUAAAGUUACAAAUAACCAAACGAAAAAAGUUUGGAUAUGGUCGAUGAACAAGUUUUAUAACCGUAAAGAUUUGAUGGAUGAACUGUACUUAAAGUGGUUGGACGGUUACAAUGUUGUAACGACAAGGGAUAACGAUCCUUUCUGGGAUCCUGUAGAAGAUAUAUUUCUUGGGAGUUGCCAUAUUAUGUUACAAAGUAUUGGUUAUUGUGCGGAGGUAGAUGAACAUUUCACCUUACAUAAUUAUCACGGCAAGGAGGAGGCUGUCAUUCACGUUCAGUUGUUACCCUGUGAUGAGAAAGGUCAUGCCCUUGAGGAUGAUAUUGUAAUGGAACCCAAGGAUCUCCUAAAUAAGACAUUAAACUUCACGUGUGUAAUAUCACAAUGCAUGAGUGUCCGCUGGAUUAGUGAGGAUCACUUACGAGGAGUUGAAUGCAGAUUUACUUUGCCUUUUCAAAAACCGACCAAAACGAAGACUGUUUGGCACAAAGGAUAUGUUGAAUUUGACUUUAGACAAAUUUACAAAUACAAACCUGUGACACAGAAAUUAUUGGACUAUCUCCACAAUAACUCAUUAGUCCUAGAACUGUGGGGGAAACAAGUGAGUGAAGAUGAACAGCUACAUUCAGACGGUAUGCCGCAUGCAGACAUUGAAACUGGAAACACGGAUAUUCUUACGCAGUUGAAAUCGAGAGUGCAGGUGGAAAUUUCCGGCCUCGAGGGUAACUGUUUAGGCGGUAACAAGGGAAUUCCGGAAGAUGAAGCGGAGAUGUUACGUGAGGAAUGUGAGCAGAUCAGGAAGGAAAAUUUCAAGCUGAAACAGACAGUGAUGGUCACUGAAGAAAAACUACGGCUUUUAGAAAUGAGAGGUGGUUUGAAGCGGGUAGGCAAUAAAGACAGGAACAUGGGAGCCAGUAAGACAGCUUCAUCUCAGACGGGAUUGGACGUAGAUUUCGCGAAAGCGUUGCGUGAUUUCUUCCAGGAAAUGAAAGACAUACAGAAUGGGUUUAAGGAGAUGCGAGAGUUUGUGACUUCAACAAAAGACAAAAUAGGUGCAAAUGGAAUAAGACAAUCUUUCGAAAACCAUGAACAUGCAAUUAACGCUAUAGAUGAUAAAAUGACAGACUGUCUGGCUUCUUUAAAGAAAAGUGCAGCAACCGCGUUAAGAAAAUCUCGAUCUGGACCAGACAAGUGAAGACAACAGAAAUAGUCGCGUGACAAUAAGGAAAUUUGUAUUUGUAUCUGCAUUUGAUAUGGAGUGAAGUGCUACUCUGUGAGGGGCCUGACUGCAGCAAUGGCAAGCGGCAAACGUAUAUACAGGAGUUUGAAACAUAUUCCACAGACGAAAAUAUUUUGUGUUUGUUACUUGCAAUAUUCGGGUGAUAUUAAUUGCUGAUUUAAUGGCAUCUUAGUUGUUUUAUGUUCGAAUCAUUCACAUAUACAAUAUUGGAAAUAAUUGUAAUACGCCGGUAUGUUAAAUCAGUAAAUUGAUUAAAAUAGGUUAUAGAUAAAAACGUUUAUUGUAUGACAAAUACUAGAAUAGUUGAACCAGUGCUCAGCUUAAUUUCUCUACAACAGAACUAUUCUGACACAAAACUUCCUUUCAUAUUUUUAUUCAUAGUCCACACUUUUCACAUCACGGCAUUGGUAAGCAUUAAAUAAAGUGUAUGUUUUGUUUGUUUGUUUUUUUUUUUGUGUUUUUUUUUUGGGGGGGGGGGGGGGCGGGUAGGGGCUAGAGGGCAGGGCUCGUCUUAGUGGAAAUAUAAUUAUGAUGAAUAUCUAACACCUAUCUGUUUAACAUAUGAGUAAACUUGAGUGUAAAACCCAAGGACUUGAUCCCAGGGGAAUAGCGCAACAGAUGCGACACCCACAUCCCCAGCCUACACUUACACAAUACAUGAACUGAGACAGCAGUCAUUUCAGUAAAUCGAUUCGACUUUUCUUAAUAUUAGUAGUAUUUUUUUAUCGCUGAAGUGAUUGUACCUGACGGCAGAUAAAUUACAGUAAUCAACUAGGUCGUGUUGCCUUUUUUUUUUAAAUCAAUACAAAUAAAAACAAUGGCAUUGUGUCAAAUAUUCAUGCAAGAAGAGUCAAAACUAUUUUUGACGUAGUGUAUAUGAAAGUCUGUCAGAUAACCAUAUUUUUGGUCAAAAGGCAAAAAUGACUGUUCUGUAUAAAGAUCAAAUGUAGGGAUACUACGUUUUUUUCGUGUUAUCACCAGCCGAGAGAUUCUAAAGAUGUUAUAAUACGAAAAGAACAUGCGCUACCGCCAAUCUAGCAUAAAACGCGUAAAAACUAAUAAAUGAAUAUACUAAAUUAACAACUCAUUAAAUUUUGAUGGAAUGCACGGGAAUAAUUGAGUUGCUUUUUCACGUUGACGUCAAUUCUUUUUUAAUUAUCUGUUUUGGGGCCGUAAUACGUUUACGCUUUGACACGGAAAGCGCAUACAUAAAAAGGUGUUUUAACAGCACGUGCGCGCAAGAAUCUCACCGUUAACACAUAUUUUCACUUCCGUUAAAACACCUCCGAAAAUAGAUAAGAACAGCACUUCUGCUAGAAUGAUUAUUAUUCCAACAAGAUCAGACUAUAAAAAUUAUAAUUUCAUUACAUUGAAGGACGUAGAGAACAAUGUCUGAACAUGAUUAACGCUGAGCACUGGAAUACGCCGGCUGUCACUCUUUGUAUUAAAACGUGUGUGAAUUGAUUUAUACAUUAUGUAUUAUGUCCUAUCAUUUUAUGAUUUCUAUGACAUUCAUGAAUUAGAUAAAGUUAUUACAUGUAUUCAGAAUAACAGAAUGGCCAAUGAUAAUACAAAGAUAUAUUUUCUGUAAAUUACUCUGUAAUAUAGACUGAAUGAUAUCAAUGAAAAGGCAUUACAUUGUUUUACCUCUCUUGAUGAAUAAAUUAUUAAAAAUA